Molecule: messenger RNA, 1214 nt
Organism: Penicillium brasilianum
Lineage: Eukaryota; Fungi; Ascomycota; Eurotiomycetes; Eurotiales; Aspergillaceae
Source: the annotation of a GenBank genome assembly
GGCCAUUGGGUCGACCGUUCGGGAGUCCGUCCGCGCUUGGCGGGACUUGGACGGCGCCAAUCACGGGGAAACGUGGGUGUGAUUCAUUCGCGCGCGUUUAUGACAUUCGCCCUCUCUCUCCCCCCCUCGCUCUUUCCUACGGCCUGCAAUUCGUGCUCCUCCAUGCUUCGUGCUUUCUCUGGCUUCUCCGGUGGCCUGUUAUCUCGCUCUACUAUCCUUCCUCGGUCUACGAGUCGAUCAGCAUUCUUCCAGGGCGCCUGUCGGAAUUAUACAAUGGCGAUUAGCAACGGCGCAAACGGAGUCACUGACUCACGGCCCGUGUUCUUCUUUGACAUUGACAAUUGUCUAUAUUCGAAAGGUUCGAGGCCAAUAUCCCACCAGAUCAACCAAUGCAAUACUGACCGGCGGGAGCAGGAUGUAAUAUUCAUGAUGAGAUGCAAAAACUGAUAAACAAGUUUUUCGUCAAGCACCUCGACCUCAGCACGGAGGAUGCGCACAUGCUCCACCAGAAGUACUACAAGGAGUAUGGUCUUGCAAUUGAGGGCCUCACCCGCCACCACAAGAUCGACCCGCUCGAGUUCAACUACGAAGUCGAUGAUGCUCUUCCCCUCGAUGCUAUCUUGAAGCCUGACCCCAAACUGCGCAAGCUACUGGAGAGGCUGGAUACAACCAAGGUGAAGCCUUGGCUACUUACGAACGCCUAUGUGAGCCACGGGAAACGGGUCGUCAAGUUACUAGGAGUGGAGGAUCUAUUUGAAGGGAUCACCUACUGCGACUACGGCCAGUUACCAUUGAUUUGCAAGCCCAGCCAAGAAAUGUAUGCAAAGGCGGAGAAAGAAGCCGGUGCUCCCAGCACCGAGUCUUGCUAUUUUGUUGAUGACUCUCACCUCAAUUGCAGACAUGCUGAAGCUCGAGGCUGGACUACCAUUCACUUGGUGGAACCCGGGACCCCUACUCCCCGUAUCCCGGCUUCGAAAUACUCGGUCUCAAGUCUGCACGAGCUGCCAGCGCAUUUCCCGGAUGUCUUCAAGAACCCAGAGGCUGAUGCUGCUUAGAGUAUAUACGACAUGAUGCGUGCAGCAAGAUUCAUUUUCCAUAGAGACUUUGGGAGCAACUUUAGAUUCACGGGCGCUACGAGUAUAUAAUUGACGACUAUUUUACCCUUCCAAAGACUUGUUAUAACGGAAAAAUAUAGAGGAUUACUCAUUACAAAG